GUCGUUGCUGGCAGCUGAGGGCAACAAGUUGGAAUUAAAUCGAAGAAUGUGUCGAGCCCUGGACUUGUGCUGCUGCCUCUUGUCGCUGUGCUCCUUUAUUGCCUGCUUUGGGGCCCUCGAAAUGCUCAACAGGAUUGUGCACAUCGAUGCGGAUGCGCCCGUUCAUGUGGCUGUGCGCUUGUCGAACGACAUCUCGGCACGCUGCAGCAGGACCAUAAUUGUGGACAACAUGCAGGUGCCGCAUCUCACCUGGCUGGAGCUCUUCUACAUGCGCUGGACAAUGGUGCUGACGCUGUUCUAUUCGUUCGCUGUCAUGCUAUUGAUUAGGGCCAAAUAUGUGAGCCACUUUCAGAUCAAUCAGAUCACCUCCAACGGGAUGAUGCUUGUGGGCACUGCCCUGGCCGUUGUUCUGCUCAUUUCCACCAUGAUGCUGCACGAGCGAACGCCCUUUGUGGAGGUGUGGUGCAACAACUUCAUCGUCUACUAUCUGUACUUUGUUGAUCUGAACACCUUAGUGGGCGUCUUCUACUUCAUUCACACCUCCUGCUUCCUGCUUGUGAACGGCGUCGACGGGAACGAGGAGCCAGCCAUUUUCAUGUGAUCCCCCGCAAGCUCCAAGAACACUUCUUUUAGGCUGACUGACAAUAUAAAGUUUCAAUUAUACAUAUGUGAGUCC
Drosophila guanche is the source of this 676-nucleotide messenger RNA. RefSeq lists its product as uncharacterized. The record is from RefSeq and is a predicted model, not a curated record. The transcript has 3 exons. Bases 47 to 601 code for a protein of 184 amino acids. Lineage: Eukaryota; Metazoa; Arthropoda; Insecta; Diptera; Drosophilidae.